AAGUGACGCACCAAAUGUAGGCGCUGAGAGAAGAAACCGCGGGGCCGUUCACCCUCCUCGGUGAUGCACGGGACUAUACGUGCUGUGUAUUAGAAUAACGUUCGUUGGAGAAGUCCUCGGCGGAAGGCGUCAUGGACGAGGAGGACACAAGAUCCUAUAAGCAGCCGUGUCCUCAGUGUUCAGAGGUUCACUGGGGUAUCAGUGAUGAAGGCACAUUCUACUGCAAAAACUGCCACACUAUCAUAGAGAAAACCAAGGAGGUUGAUGAAAGCAACGUUCUCAACCUAAAUGCAAGAAUUCAGUCUAUUAACAGGGGAUUAAGGAAACCGAAAAAAAAUGAUUGGGGCUGGGAGUGGUAUAUCUGUGAAGGUUUUCAGUUUAUUCUGCUCAAGCAAGCUGAAGCACUUGAGGCCUUGGGGAUCGGUUCAGGCAUUAAGGAUAAAGUCAUGUGUAACCUGUGGAGAUUAUUCCUACGGCAGACCAAACAGGCUUACUGCAAAAGACCCAUCAGACAGAAGCCACAGUUGCAUCUGUCGCUAGAGAGCAGUGAGGCCUCCUCGGACGUGGGCAGCAAGUCUGAUGUUUGUUCUACCGAUGUCUCAACUGAAUCUGAUGGAGAGCAAAGCAGCCUUGGUCUUCCUUCUUCAGGAUACUCAGAGGUUUCAGAUGUAGAAAGUGCAAGUUCUGCCCCAUCAGGAUCUGUAGAUGGAAGUAUACAGAUAAAGAAAAAACCUUGCCAUCAUAAAAUGUCCAUGCCGAUGACCCUUGCAUUCUGCUACCUCUCUUUACUAUGGGUGAGGGCGUCAGUCACACUGUCUGACUUACUGAGGUUGGUUUUCUACCAUCACAUCCCAUACUACAAUCCACAAGAGUUCUUCCCAGAGAAAACCAGGCUGUAUGGAGUGGAUAUAUAUAUCUUUGAGGUUCAGCAGUUCCCAGUGUACAGCCAUAUUCUGCAGCUUGCAAGUGACCUUGGAAAAGUAUUGAAAUUACCUCAAUUUCCCCCGAUAACAGAAACCAGCUAUUACCAUCCGAAUGUGCUCUGCAUGAAGUAUCUGAUGGAGGUGAAUCUGCCAGACGAGCUGCAUCAUUGGACUUGCUUUGUGGCAAAGAAAGCCAGGCUGGAUGAUGUCACAGUUUUGACCUACAAUCCUGGAUUGAAAAAAAAAGAAAUUAUCCCAUAUGACAUACAAGCCGUGGCGAUAAUCAUCGUUGUUCUCAAGUUAAUUUUUGUGCUUGAUGAUGAUUUGGAAUGGCAGUUAGCAAAGCGUGCUCAAAAAGAAAAUCAAGGGGAGAACGAUAUCACAAUAUUUGAUUUCGAGAAGUGGUACAUGACCAUGAGACCGUGUAUGGAUGAAGCACGCAGGAAGUUAGAGGAAGAAAAUGCCAGAUUUCCUUGGUAUAGUAAAAGUGUCCUGUAUUAUACUCGGAAGUCCAGUUGGAGGCUUAUGAAAAGGAAACGGAUGGCAAAGAACCUGCAGAGGCAGUUUAGCAAGCUGGCUGGCACUGCACCUGAUGCUGGGAAUCCGGGCCCAUCAAGUUUCGUGUUUAAUUGGGAAGAGCCGAACACAGGCAAGAUCUGUUUUCAUGCUCACAGCCUGAAGGGGAUUACGCAAAAAGGCAAGAAACCGCUCUUCCACCUAAAGAAGAAAUACUGGUUGAACACCGUGAAAAAAUGCAGCAGCGAUUUUUGUGAACACUAUGACGAGUCUCAGUUCCCGAGUAGCUAUUGCUUUGUCAUAUCGCUCUUCUCCACGGUCUUGAGAGUGGAACCCAAUGUCAUCCAUUAUGAAGUCAGCCUGGUGGAGAAAAAGCUUUUCAGCAAGAUCCCUAGAAGGAGGCCUGCAAAAAGGCUGAGGAAAAGAAAGCUGUGACACUGAGAUGUGGUUUUGUACAAGAUCCGUGUUUUUUUGCGGACUGCAAAAUACAUACAGUCGUGUACAUGAGCCCUAAAUGUGAAUAAAGGCAAUAUGUUAUACUGUUAUAUUAUCCUUUGAUAAUUUGUCAUACCGAGCAAUGCCAACUUCUACAGUACCCUCACAAGGAUCUAACGUUACUGGGUACCUUCAAUAACAUUAUCCUUGUUAUUUUGUUUUUCUCUUUUAUUGCCAUUUUUAGC
Messenger RNA from Bufo bufo (common toad), 2119 nucleotides. RefSeq names its product TATA-box binding protein associated factor, RNA polymerase I subunit B (gene TAF1B). Gene Ontology annotation, cellular component: RNA polymerase I core factor complex; RNA polymerase transcription factor SL1 complex. The coding region runs from base 132 to 1874 and encodes 580 amino acids. The transcript is spliced from 16 exons. The record is from RefSeq and is a predicted model, not a curated record. Gene Ontology annotation, biological process: RNA polymerase I preinitiation complex assembly; nucleolar large rRNA transcription by RNA polymerase I. Lineage: Eukaryota; Metazoa; Chordata; Amphibia; Anura; Bufonidae. Gene Ontology annotation, molecular function: RNA polymerase I core promoter sequence-specific DNA binding.